Messenger RNA from Haliotis rubra (blacklip abalone), 935 nucleotides. RefSeq lists its product as uncharacterized. The record is from RefSeq and is a predicted model, not a curated record. Bases 89 to 589 code for a protein of 166 amino acids. The transcript is spliced from 4 exons. Lineage: Eukaryota; Metazoa; Mollusca; Gastropoda; Lepetellida; Haliotidae.
ACUAGGCCGAUGUUCAUGCUGUUGAUCACUGGAAUAUCUGGUCUAGACUCUAGAUUAUUUACAGAGUGCGGCAAUCAAUCAAUCAGUGAUGGGCAACAUAACGUCUGAAGGCUGUACAAAAGAAGACAUUAUCAAGAUAGCAGGGAUUGCUUGUGCCAUAGAGGCAGUGGUCUUUGCUGUAACCGUCGCCAUCUACUGUUUGAUCCAGCGAAAAAAGAAACAACCAAAGCGAGUUUCGCCGAAAGAAAGGGUCGCAAUAUAUCGCCCAGCGCACCUAAAGCCUGACGACACCAAGAAUGGUUAUUCAACUGCUGACGUCGAGUUUGAAAGCAGAGAUCACCAAUGGAGCGCGAAAAACCCGCAACAUGGUGAAGUUAAUGAGAAUGAUUAUGACGUGUUGUGGAAGUGGAACCCAAGGCUGUUCAAGGCAUCCGAGAGUCAAGGCGUGUACAGUCAUCUGGCGGCGACAGACAGCAUGAGUGAGAGUGCGGACACAGAUCAGUAUGACACGACACGGCGGGUACUGUCUUCACGACGGGCAAGGCCCGAGGAAGAGUUAUAUAACAAGAUGGCCGUGCUUGACGAGUAGAUUCCAGUUCAACUGGUCAUCACUCAUCGUCAUCAUGCUUACAUGCGGUUAUUGGCCAUUGUGAGCAGCUUUUCCAGGAGUAGAAAACCCAGUGUCAGUAUUCUUUGUGCAACAUGCGUUUUAACUGUGUGGACGUCCACUCGAAACACUACGGUUUGAGAGAUGAGUAGAAGUCGUGAGGUUGAAGUGACUGUCAUGACACCAGGCAAAAUCUCCAGGGUUUACGUUACGAUCACUCUCCACUAUACCCUGGAUUCAUCCACGGCUUGGCCCGAUAAUUUUAUUACCUCCCUUUGCUGGCUUUUUAUCCAAUCAGGUGUCUACGCUGGGAAGUUGAGCGAACCAA